GACUGGUCGCUGCAAAUGCAGUGGGGGAGACUCCGCGGUCUUAUUUUCGAAGUAAAUCAAAGAGAGAGAGAGAGAGAGAGAGAGAGAGAGAGAGAGAGAGAGAGAGCGAUGAGGAGAAGAAGCAUAUGGGCAUGGGUAGUUGCCAUCGUCUGCUUCGUAGUCCUAAUGAUCGUCACUCCUGCCAUACCUCAGUCUCAAGAAUACCAUGAUUUUGCCGAUCAACGCCGAUUCUUUGGAGUUCCAAAUGCACUUAAUGUGAUUUCAAAUUUCCCGUUCCUUGUUAUUGGUCUCAUCGGGCUGGUGCUUUGCUAUUACCGGAAUUAUUUUAAGCUUAGCUUGGAAGGCGAGCUUUUGGGCUGGACAUUUUUUUAUGUUGGUGUUGCUGCUGUUGCUUUUGGAUCUUCAUACUACCAUCUAGAACCGAAUGAUGCUCGUCUUGUGUGGGAUCGCCUGCCGAUGACUGUCGCGUUCACUUCGAUCAUAUCAAUCUUUAUCAUUGAAAGGAUUGAUGAGCGAAAAGGAACAGUAUCCAUCAUACCGCUACUUUUGGCUGGUCUAUUUAGUAUAUUGUACUGGAGGUUUUUUGAUGACCUUCGACCGUAUGCUCUAGUCCAGUUUGUUCCUUGUAUUGCCAUUCCUUUGAUGGCUAUUUUGUUGCCACCAAUGUACACACACUCAACGUACUGGCUUUGGGCAGCAGGAUUUUAUCUUUUGGCAAAGGUGGAAGAAGCUUGUGAUAAGGUCAUUUAUGAUUGGACAUAUCACAUUGUUAGUGGGCAUACACUUAAGCAUUUAUGUGCUGCGAUGGUUCCUGUUUUCCUGACACUCAUGCUUGCAAAGAGGACUAUUGAAACAGACAGGAAAAGCUUGCUGAAGACAUGGAAGGUUUCUUGGACGAAAGUUAAAGUCAAUGGGAACGAUCAAGAGGUAUCUUACAGUGCUGUAUCAGUUGUGGAAUCACCUGCAUAGUACAUCUUGUCCACUCUUAAUGGAUGACUCUUUUACUAGAAACUAUUCACUUUGUUUUUGUAUAUAUUAUACACAGAAAGGGAAAAGAAAAGAAACACACAAAGAAAGCAAUAUUCGUUGGUGAACCACUAGUAUUACUCUUGUUGUUGAUCUGUAACAUAUUGUUAAAAACAUGUAUAACUUGUAGACAAACUGGUAUGCAAUCUAAGAUUUAUUUGAAUUA
Molecule: messenger RNA, 1192 nt
Organism: Cannabis sativa
Lineage: Eukaryota; Viridiplantae; Streptophyta; Magnoliopsida; Rosales; Cannabaceae
Exons: 7
Coding region: 16-969 (317 amino acids)
Source: RefSeq, a predicted model, not a curated record